AUGGAGGAUUUUGGAAUGAAUGAGGGUGAAUGGCCAAGCAGAGGCGGCGGGCCAAGGCUGAGCACGACAACGCAGGGAGGCGGCGGUCGAAGGGAAGCGGUGGCCGGCGGUGGGCGCAGUGCUGAGCGCGGGCGGAGAGACCGGCGGCGGCGACUGGAAGGGAAGCGGUGGCCGGCAGAGGGCGCAGUGUUGAGCGCGGGCGGGGAGACUGGUGGCGGCGACCGGAAGGGAAGCGGUGGCCGGCGGAGACAGGGCCAGCGAUGGCCGGAAAAAACAGCAGCGGCGGCCGGGGGAGACAGGGCCGGCGGCGGUCGGAAAAAACAGUAG
This is a messenger RNA of Cryptomeria japonica (Japanese cedar), 327 nucleotides long. RefSeq lists its product as uncharacterized. The transcript has 2 exons. NCBI's taxonomy places the organism in Eukaryota, Viridiplantae, Streptophyta, Pinopsida, Cupressales, Cupressaceae. The record is from RefSeq and is a predicted model, not a curated record. The coding region runs from base 1 to 327 and encodes 108 amino acids.